Acanthamoeba castellanii str. Neff is the source of this 1569-nucleotide messenger RNA. RefSeq names its product domain found in dishevelled, egl10, and pleckstrin domain containing protein. The record is from RefSeq and is a predicted model, not a curated record. Bases 1 to 1569 code for a protein of 522 amino acids. The transcript has 9 exons. Lineage: Eukaryota; Discosea; Longamoebia; Acanthamoebidae. Gene Ontology annotation, biological process: intracellular signal transduction.
AUGGUGCCACCGACGGACGAACCCACCCACCAGAACUGCAAGCAGAAGGGCGAUUUCCUGGCGUCGGUGGACAACAAGACGGUGAACAAUGUGAUAUCGCGGCUGCGGGCAGGCGUGGAGAUCAGAACACACACGCGCUAUCUACGCACCUAUCCCGACUCCUUUGUUGGCGGUGAGGCGGUGUCGUGGAUGAUCGAUCACAUCUUCACCCAAACGCGCGAGGAGGCGGUCGAGGUGGGCCAGAUGCUCCUCAACCACGGCGCCCUACGGCACGCCUCCCUGCAGGGCGCGCCCUUCGCCGACGGGCGGCAGCUCUACCAGUUUCUUCACCCGGAGGCCUACGCGUCGAACAAGAGUGGGUUCCUGGGACUCAAGCACGACCCGGCACUGCCCUACCGACUACGUUUACAACCCCUCGGCUACGUUUUCCUCAAAGAUCUUCUUCUCUCGAUUCCUUUUCCGUCCCUUACGGCUCACCACGCGGCCAUCUACACCAACAACCACUGCGAGUUUGAGAUGCACAUACAAUCGAAAGUUUUGACAUUUGUGGCCAAGGACCAGAAGGAGAUGAAGUCGUGGGUCGAGCUGUUCUACCCCUUUACUGUCGACGCCGAAAACGAGAGAAUGGAGCAGGCGGAGGAUAUGCUCAACAAGGCGAUGGAAAGGCAUUAUCUGCCGCACCGCCCAUUCGCUGUUCCCACGCUUGUGAGGAAGGAAGGCGAUGACGACGAUGACAUACGGUUCAACGUGGAGAAAGCGCUGGCCAAGGAGCGCGGGCGGCUGCAGCUCCUGCAGCUGCGGCGCGAAAUGCAGCAGGAGCGCAAGGACGCCGAGCGCAGCCGGCGGCGACGCGAACAGCGACUCGAGCUCCAGCAGGCCAGAGAGUUCCGACCGAGACACGGGGAGGCCGAGGGCUCGACCACCGCGACACUGACUACGCGGCCGCUGCAGGCACCCACGAGCGCCGAGGCGGAGGCUGAAGCGGGCGCAGACCAGCGACGUCAGCGACCGCCGCCGCGGGAGCGACAGUGUCCGCCGCACCAGCGCCGACGCAGCUACAGCCUGGAGGAGAGGGAGCACCCGCGGGACCUGCAGGCGCACGACGAGCGGGAGGGCGGGGGGUCCGCCGGACCCGCGUUGCGCGCGUUUCCGUGGCUGAUCGACGCGCCCCUGCAGCCGUCGCCGAAGGCCUCCCGGCGAGCCGCGGACAGCGACGCUGCGCAGGAGACGAAGGUCUGGUUCUACAGUUUUGACGGUGAAGAGCAGCACCAGUAUCAGCUCACGACGAUGAUGUAUCGGGAGGCGAACGACGACGAGGAGGAAGAGAACGGGCUGGAGCUGACGGCGACGGCGAUACGCGAGGCGGCGGUGUCGCGCGAGGCCUCGUCCACGGCGCCAGAAUCGGAGGUGGAGGUGGAAAGCGAGAGCGAGUCGUGGCCGCUCGAGGACCCGGCCAAGUGGCUGAAGCGCCGGGUCAAGGGCAAGGAGAAGCUCCUCCUCCUCCACGAUGAUGAGGAAGACGACGACCAAUUGGAGGCACACACCUCGUCCUCCAACCCCACCGCCUAA